UUUCCAGCCAGUGACAUCCUAUCAAUUUUCGCUUAAUAAACAUGUCAAUAAUUUUGAUAACUCAUCAUGAUGAAAAUAUUUACAACAUCACAAAAUCACAAGGAGCCUUCAAGAGCAAGGCUCCUCCAUACAAAUCCAAGUUCAGAGAUCGAUCCAACAGAACUCACAAGCAUUUCAAGAGAUGCGUGAAACAGCACGCUACCAUGGGCCUUCCAGAAGAGGAACCCCCAGAUCCUACAAAUUAUCUCAAAAAACAUACAGGCAUACCCUCGUACACCAUUUGCAAACCACCUAAGGAAGCGAAACCCUGUGAACAUUUGCCGCACAGAGAUAAAGUGCCCACUGUGAGCGAACUCGCGAAAAUCGACGACAAACCGAAACCCCAAAAAAAUUUCGUCGUACAAAAUAUCAAAACGAUGUCGAAAAUGAAGGCCAAAGAACCAGAACCGAAAACAGUUGUGGAUAAAAGUGGUACCAGCAAACCACUGAAGGCUGGACUGGAACCGAUUUAUAUUAAACUACCCAAAUUCGGAAAAACGCCUAAGUAUCUGGUGAGGUUCAUAAAAAUCAAAGAGAAGGAAUACCAGAUGAAGAAAGACGCGACUGGAGUUCAACAGCCAUUAUGCAGAUAUAUUACCAGGGAUGAGAGAGAACAACUUCUCAAUGGACUAAAGCAAAAUUGGGAAGAGCUUCAGAAGCAGUACCAAGUUCUACCGAUAUUGACUGACACAAUACCGAAGAAAAUCAGGAAAUCCAAGAUGGAAGCUGACUUGAAACAGCUGGAAAAAGACAUUGUGCUAGUCGAAAGGCAUCCCUAUAUUUACGUUUACGAUGAUAAUGAAGUCCAAUAAGGUCUGAAAAAGAAAUAUGAAUAAAUUGAAAAAG
Phaedon cochleariae (mustard beetle) is the source of this 885-nucleotide messenger RNA. NCBI's taxonomy places the organism in Eukaryota, Metazoa, Arthropoda, Insecta, Coleoptera, Chrysomelidae. The record is from the annotation of a GenBank genome assembly.